Molecule: messenger RNA, 930 nt
Organism: Aspergillus niger
Lineage: Eukaryota; Fungi; Ascomycota; Eurotiomycetes; Eurotiales; Aspergillaceae
Exons: 3
Coding region: 1-930 (309 amino acids)
Molecular function (GO): protein binding
Source: RefSeq, a predicted model, not a curated record
AUGGUUCGGGACUGCGGUCUUGGCCCGGGCAGUUUGGCCGGUGGUCCUUUGCGUGACCAAUCACGAGCUACAGCGACUGUCUCCGGUCUCCGCCACCGCCUGUGUCUCAGGCACAAAGACGCCUUUCAUGCUCCCCUCUUGUGGCCAUUCCACAUUAAUCUCAUGUCACUAGACGACAUGGAACCUGGCGCUCCUUCUGAGAUGGCCUUUUAUUCUGCAUGCAUUGAUGGUGACCUGAGAAAAAUAGGAAAGCUCCUCGCUAGCGGCUUACCCACACGUACCCUCGAACAUGGCCUUAGUCUCGCUACCGGUGCGGCGAAUCCGGAUGUUGUGGCCGCACUUUUCGAUGCUGGUGCUCCAAUGACAGCCUUUGCAAUAGAUGCCCUUGGUGGAAAGGAUGGCGAGCAACAUCCCGAUGUAGUUCGUCAUUACCUCGAUCGGGGUCUCAAUCCUAACCCUCGUGAGCUCCUUUUGCGAGGAGCUGAUCCCAAUCGCCGCGGACCAAAGAAGGUAGCUCCGCUUGCCACUGCACUAGAGAUCGCUUGCAAAGAUGACACAUCUUUAUUUGACCUAUUUGUCGAAUACGGGGCCAACAUAGAACCCAGUCUCUUCUUUCAGGCAAUUCGUCCGCGUGAGGUAGAUGGGGAAUUCAAGACCAAGUUCCUUCUUGGUAAGGGUCUGAAUCCGAAUACGACAUCUCCAGAAUGGGGCACGCCUUUGCACUGCGCCGUCUACAUUGCGAAGGAGGGAAUUGUCAAAAUUCUGCUAGAUGCAGGUGCAGAUCCUGCAGCGAGAUCAAAGUGCAGACAGUUCGGUGAUAAGAGCCAAUCGGAGGUGGCAGAGACGAGAAUGAAGUAUACUACAAACGUUCCAGAUCUGCAGGCUUCCUUUCUAACCAUACUCGAGCUUCUUCAAACUUAUCAACGCUGA